AGACUUACAAAAUGGCCAAGCUUGUUUCUUGUUUUAAAAGCAUGAUUUGUUUCCAAAUUAUGUACACUCUUCCUCACACUAUGGGGGAAGAGAUCACCAUAAGUACAGUAAAUCAAUCACUAAAAAUUCAGUUUAACCUGACAGAACUGAUUGAAUGGAUAUCCUGUGCCAUAGAUCCUCUUUGUACUAGAGUUAAUGUUACGGUAACCAACACUCUUAGCUUAGACGAUGAAAUUAGAGAUUUUGGAGUUACCAACAUUACUACAGAUGUUGGCCGCAUGAGAGAUGGUACUGGCGUCAUUUCUACAGACCAUAGUGAUAACAUCAUUGAAGAUGGGACUGACAACGUUACAACAGACAGUAGUGACAACAUCACUACAGAUGGCACUGACAACGUUACUACAGACCUUAGUGACAACAUCACCAACGAUGGUACUGACAACUUUACUACAGACGGAAGUGACAACAUCACUACAGAUGGUACUGACAAAGUUACUACAGACUUUAGUGACAACAUCACUACAGAUGGUACUGACAAAGUUACUACAGACUUUAGUGACAACAUCACUACAGAUGGUACUGACAACAUUACUACAGACCUCAGUGACAACAUCACCACAGAUGGUACUGACAACACUACUACAGACCGCAGUGAAAACAUCACCACAGAUGGUACUGACAACGUUACUACAGACCGUAGUGACAACAUCACCACAGAUGGUGCUAACAGCAUUACAACAAAUGGUAGUGACAACGUUAUUGCAGAUGCUAGUGACAACUUUACGGCAGACCGCAGUGACACAAUCACUACAGAUGGUACUGACAAUGUAACUUCAACAUUGACAACACCUAACAUUUCUUCUACAACUGUCAGCAAUAGUUCAUCAUCUACUGCUACAACUUCUACUACUACUGCUACUACUACAACUUCUACUACUACUACUACUACUUCUACAACUUCUACAACUACUACUACUACUACUACUACUACUACUGAUACUACAACUACUUCUACUACUACUACUUCUACUACUACUACUACUACUACUACUACUUUUAUUACUUCUUCUUUGACAACUUCUACUACUACUACUACUUCCACUUCUACAUCACAUCCAACUACAUCUUUCAAAGAUUUUACCACAAAUCUUAAAAUAAGCUGCUGA
This is a messenger RNA of Eurytemora carolleeae, 1166 nucleotides long. Its product is annotated as integumentary mucin C.1-like. NCBI's taxonomy places the organism in Eukaryota, Metazoa, Arthropoda, Copepoda, Calanoida, Temoridae. The record is from RefSeq and is a predicted model, not a curated record. The transcript has 4 exons. The coding region runs from base 12 to 1166 and encodes 384 amino acids.